Pocillopora meandrina is the source of this 9708-nucleotide messenger RNA. NCBI's taxonomy places the organism in Eukaryota, Metazoa, Cnidaria, Anthozoa, Scleractinia, Pocilloporidae. The record is from the annotation of a GenBank genome assembly.
AUGUUUUUUUUCAUUUCAGUCAGAGGAUCGGACGGAAUAUCUAUUGUUCAUGGCCCGCCAAAGUUUAGGCAACACGAGGACUUUGGAAGGUAAGCUACAACAACUCAACAGCUUACCUGCUGGUUACAGCAAGUAUUUUCUAUCCAAGAUAAUGCUCGGUUUGCAAUUUGACAGAUCUUUCAGAUUUUCUCAUCGUUAUACACAAAAAUUCCAAACCGCCAUUGCAUUGGCGAACCAAAUGUACAGCUCUGGUCGAACUGUAAAAUUAAAUGCGAGUGUGGUGUUUCUCUUGAAUGAAAUUAAAUAGGCCUGGUGACUAAAUAUGGUCAUAACCUCGUUUUUCACUUGAAAGAGGAAAUCCACCAAAGGCUAUGUAAAAGGAAAAAUUGUCAGCUUUCAUCUUGCAAAAGUGUUUCUGCUUAUUUCCUUGAGAGGAAUAAAAAAUUAAAACUUCAUGCGUGACCUCCCGUUCUUGAGUACAGAAUUCAUAACCUCUUCUUGCGCUGAGUUGUAAGCAUUUCUCAUUUGUUUAUUUUAGUGACAACUCUCCUCGAUGCAGGGCAAUGACCUUUAGUCCUGAUGGGUCUCUCUUUACUUGGUGUAAUGGCCAAAGGUAAAGAUCGUUUUCUUGAGUAUUAUUUUCCUUUUGUCACAUGUUAAAACAAUUACCAUUGAAAGGGAUGUUGAAGGAGAUUAACAGAUACCACAGGAAAUUGUCUUUAAGUAAUCAUAGUUUGGUGUAAGUACCAUGUAAGUAGAAAUUAAAAUAAAUUGUAUUGCUUCUCACUUGCCUGGUACAAUUUUUUUUUGGAUUAAAAAGAAAGGAUUAAGUUUUUACCUGAGCCAAGAGGCCAGUCCAGCCAGAGCUUAUCUCAGUUUCCUCAGCAUUAAGUGACUAGGUGUAUCACUACUCCCCCUGGCCCCUGGAUGGGAUGUCAGUCUACUGCAAGGUUAGCCCCUCUCCCUCCCCCCAAUCCAGUAAGAGCUUAUCUCCAUUUUCUUAGCAUUAAGUGACUAGGCUUAUCACUACUCCCCCUGGCCCCUGGAUGGGAUGCCACCAUUAGCUCUCCCCUCCUGCCCAAAAUUUCAUCAGGCCUCCCUAACAUUUUGUUGGUACCUAUUUACCCUAGGGCCUAGUUGUUUAAAGAGCAGAUAAUGUCUCCAAUGGAUAAAUAAAUAACUCGUGAAUUUUGAUUUAGUUUCAUUGGUAAUUUGUCUUUCAGCCAGUCUGUUUCCCAAUCUGAUUGUCUUUUAAGAGAUCUUUUUAUUUGUUUCUGAUACUUAAUUAUUAUUUUGCAGUGUAAUAGUCGUAGACACAUCCAAGUUCAGUUUAGUAUGCCGUAUUCCUAAAGAGAAAACUCAGUGUUUGGACUUCUCUCCUAAAGCCACUCACCUGUCAAUAUGGGAACAGUACACAGGUUAGUUGCAGUGGCCAAACUUUUCCCUUUACUUUACCUUGAUUCAUACGGAUCAAUAUCAGUAUCUGGGCAACUGCCCACCUACCCCUCCUCUGACUCAACAUUAACCUUGACUUGUUGUCAAUUGACUGUUGUUGAGUUAGGGGAGGGGUAGGUGAGCAGUUGCCCAGAUACUGAUAUUGAUCCAUUCUUACUACGUCUUCCAUUUGCCCCACCUGAUUUACUAUAAAUUAUUGAUGCUUCAAAGAUUUCUUGAACAUAUGGAAUACUAUCCUCUAGCCGUCGAACAUGGCCCUGAAUUGCUUUCAGGCACAAAGCUAAAGACUUGAAUUACACCCUGGUAGUAUAAAAUAGCAUUAUCAUGAUGGUGAUUUCCAAUCAGCCUAUUUUGAAAAGUUGGUCUUGUAUCAAGGUAACACCCAUUUGCCUAUGUCUCUUUUUUUCAUUCCUUAAAGUAAUUUUUUUAGAAAAGGAUGCUUUGCAAGUCUCUUUUCUUUCAUUGGUAAGGUUAAAUUGUGGGCAUUGCUGAACUGAUUUUGUUAUUAUUUUCAUGCGAAACAGCAAGUAAAGAUCAGUCUGCAGGAGUAAACAACCUUGAAAUCUGGAAUCUUCAGGCUGGAAGAUUAGUUGCUGGAUUUUCACAGAAGAAGAAGGACACUUGGUUAGUUUUACAGGAUUUGGUCUUUCUAGCUUUCUGAAGUUCUUUCUUUUAUUUUUCUUUUGCCAGUAACUUCACUGAUUUUAACAGUUUAUGUAGAUAAACAAAGUUUACAGAUAGGUUAUUGUAUGUUUCAAAUUAAUUUCUGGGUUCCCUGGUGUAUAUAUAAGAAAAAACCUGGCAGAAAUGCCUGUUCAUGUAUAUUAUUUAAUAACUAGUAUAUGAAGACUGAUUAAAACCACACUUCUCUAAGCAUGAAUGAAUCCCUUUCUUGGUAGAAUGAUUGGGGCAAAAAGGCACAAGUGUUUGUUUACAGGUUUCCAAAAAUUGAUGGGCCAAGUUUUUUAAAGAGAAUUUUGUCACAGAGGAAGGUUUCCAAGGAUUAUUGACUCUGUAAAUUAGUUGACUAUGACAAUUGUGAAGGAAAUAAUUUAAGAUGCAGGGGAACAUUCAAUUUUUGUAAUCUUCCCUGAUCAGUGUUCUUGCAAGUUCUGAUCAACAUCAAUUAUGCCUUGAGUAGUCUGCUUGGUUAUUCAUACUUCUCAAUGAAAGUUAUAGGGAAGCUUAAGCACCAAUCAUUGCUUCUUUACCAGGCAACCAAAGUGGAGUGAAGAUGAGUCAGUCUGUGCUCGAUCUGUUAACAAUGAGAUUCACUGCUUUCACGAAGCAGAUUUCAGUAUGUACACAUUAGUUCAGUACAAAAUCAGUUUUGGGGAACAACCUUAAAAACUGGUCAUAGAUAUAAAAUCUUUAGACUGAGUUGAGUUUUGAAAGUUUGAUCACCUGUGUGUUUUCUAAAGAAUAUUUCGCCUUUGUCUCAUACUCAUCACAAAAUAACCAACACCUUACUUUAUUGGAUUACAUAACUCAAAGUUUUGCCAUCUUUCUUGAAUGUUCAAUGUAAUUUACAUAUGAUGCUUUCAGAAAUUUUCACCCUAGUAGUAUGCAGUAUGAUUAUUAUAUAUGAAUCUAGUACACAGCGAGAUAUAUGAAGCUCAGUGGUAGAGCACUGACCUGCAAAAACUGGUGGAGGGACUCUGAUUUGUUUUACACCCCCCCUUAAUAUCUUUCCUUAUCUGACAACUAAGCUGUAUUGUUUUGUUUAUCAUAUUUUGUAGCUUCAAUUGCAGCCAAACUGAGGCUUCAAGGAAUCUCAGAUUUUGAGCUCUCUCCAGGUCCCCCUCCAUUUACUGUGGCAGCUUAUGUUCCUGGUUCAAAGGUGGGUGUGCUGUGUUUUGUCUCUGAAUUCUGCACAUUUUGAACAGUUGAAACGUCAAAUUAAGGAAUUUUAGUCGCUGGGAAUUCUUCUGUGCAAAUAAAAAAAUAAAUCGCUGGUACAUAACUAAACAUCUGUUUUUAUCUCAUCAGGGUGCACCAUCGUAUGUGCGAUUAUUUAGACACCCAAAUUUUGACAAUCCUGCUUCUGUUCUAGCCAAUAAAAGCUUUUUCAAGGCAGACAGAGUGAAAUUAAUGUGGAACAAGAAAGGUUUGUGCUGUAUUUUAUGCAUUAAUUUACAGGUUCAUUUAUUGUGAAUGAGCUUAAAAUAACUGUUUCCUAUUUUCUUUUUCCUUUUUUUUUCUGAUUCUGUGUUUUUUUUUUUUAGUGGGCAUUUCAUCAUGAUUAUCAAGUUAUUCAGUUUAUUGUAAAUAAGGCAAGCUGAGAAUAAACAGUUCACAUUUAUAACAGCAUUGCAUCUGAUUGUCUUCUUUUUCCUUAGGCUCUGCUGUGCUUGUUGUAACAACAACAGAUGUUGACACAACAGGUGCCUCGUAUUAUGGUGAACAAACACUGCAUUAUAUCAGUACUUCUGGAGAAAGCAGUAUGGUGCAGUUAGGUAAUUUAUUAAAUUAAUGUAUAUUUAUUUUACAGAGUGAGAGUUGUUGAAAAUGCUUUUGCCAAUUGUGUGAAUUUGUAUGCAGCAAGGAUGUCAAAUGCAAUUUUAAAGAAUGGCAUUAAUAGAGCAUCCAUAUCGACAGUUGCCACUAGCAUUUACCAAAAGACUUAUUGGACAAAUCAUAAAUAGUAAUCUCUUAAGGACUGGCAUAAUUUUACUAUACAAUUAUUGCAAUUACUUGUACUGUGUAGGAAUUGUUUAUAAGCUUAUGCAUAUCAAUUGUUUUACUAAAUUAGCUAAAAGAGGACCAAUAUACUCAGUUCAAUGGAGUCCAAACUCAAAGGAAUUCUGUGUGGUAUAUGGCUGUAUCCUUUUCUCCAAGAGUUUCUUUACCACUGAGUGAAUUCUUCAGACUUCAGUGCCAUGGCACACUUGAACAAACUAGCGACUGAACUACUAACUGCCACAAAGAAAUCUCCUGGCCGACCAAGGCUUUGCAACAAUGAAAAGAGAGAAGUAAUUGCUAUUGACAUUAAAACUACCCAGGUUGAAGGAUGGGUAGGUUGGAGGUCAGGCAACUGCAAACAGCAACAGAAAAACUGGUAGAUUACAACUAAUUAUGUGACUAGACCCCUGCACAUUGGCACCCAGACUCCCAGAUAUGUGUAAGAAAAAUGUUCCACUUCUUUUGUUCCUCAGACAGUGGAAAUCAGUUUACACUUUUCACUUUUUAAAAUUCUUUAAUUUAUUGCUUGUUAUUUGUAUUAAGAAUCAGAUGACAAAUUAUUUUGAUAUAUGACUUUAAUGCUUGUUUUGUUAUUGUUAUUGCUGUUGUUGUAGUUGUUUUUGAUAUAUCUUCCUUGACUUGAUGUCUUUUUAUUUUUACUUCUGAAUCAGUCAUGCCAGCCAAGGCAACAUUAUUUAACAUAAAAUGUGAAUCCUUGUUUGACUUUGGGACUGGACCACGUAAUGACGUCUUUUACAACCCUCAUGGAAAUAAUAUCCUUAAAAGAGAUAUGCUCUCCAGAAUAUCUGGAAGAUCUGUAAUUUUAAAUUAAUAUUUCUAUUUGACAAUUUUAAACAUAACUACUAUAAGCCAUAAUUAUUGUUACUAAGUUAAUAAUUAUUGCAGCUGUUAUGUGGAUUUCCUGAGUCCUUACUUUGUCUUUCCUAAAUGUCAAAUGGAAACUGAGUCUAACGAUCAAUUUUGGACAAACAGAACAGUGUUACCACCUUUUGCAUUCAUUCUGAAUUUAAUUAAAGUUGUUUGAUGAUACCUUUUGUUGCUGGUCUUAACUUAUCAUACUUAUCUGCCUGGCUGGGUUUGGAAAUCUUAGAGGCCAGUUGGUAAGUUGAUCAUGUAGUCUUUGUAAAGUUAAUAGCAACUACAGAACUGGGGUAAAACCAGUGUCUAAGUUUUUAAAAAACAAUUUUUAAAAUUUUAUUCUGAAUUUCUUGUCAGUUACAGAAUAAUAAAAAGUUGGAGAAAAGAGGAAUUUCUUGGAUGAAUGUUUUUUUCUCUUUUUCUUUGCCAGGAAAUGUGGAGUAGAAAAGAUUUUAAGCUAAUUAGCAAACCUCAGGUAAUUUUGAUUUAGGAAAAGAAUUAUCAUUCAACUUUUCAUUGAUUUCUUUUUUUUUAUAUAUAUAUAAUUUUAAUCUGAGAUUGACAAUCUGUGUUUAUCCUUGUUUGCUCUGUUCUCACUACUCCUGGUGAUAAACAUGUAACCCAUAGUUACCUCCUUGGCAAUGUUAAUUUUACAGGCAAGUGACUCUACAUAUUUUGAAUGGUGUCCAGAUGGUGAACAUAUUUUGACUGCAACAACAUCUCCAAGGCUCAGAGAAGGAAAUGGGUAAGUUUGAAUUUAAGGGUUAACUGUUCCAAAACAGGAUCUCACUGAUACUGUUGUUGAGUUCAAACAAUUGAUUUUAUGUGCCCUUUAGCUAACAUUUUUGUGAUGUUGUUAUCUAACUUAGCCUAAAUUGUACUUUUUCACUUGUCUUCAACCACUGUUUAUUUUCAGGUACAAACUGUGGCAUUAUACAGGAAAGCUGUUAGAUGAAAGAAGAGUUAGUGAACUUUGGGAGGUAAAACAUCUUUCACUGUUAAUGUGCACCAUGAUUUAUGCAAUUGAAAAAACACUGAAUCCUCUUAAUUUUUUUGGAUCCUUUUGUCAAUUUUUUUUUUGGCAGGUUAAGUGGCAACCUGUUCCAGAUGGAAAGUUUAAGGAGCCAACUAUUGACUACAGUGCUGCAGUGUCUGCCACAACACAAGAACAACAGAAAAGUCAGUGUUAUUGCAGUCUCUUAUAGCUUGAAUUAAAAAAAAACAGAUUUAUUUAGUGUUGUUUUCCAAUGAAAAAAUUAAAUGUGUCAUCUUAGAUUUUAUAAAACCUUCACAGUAAAACUGACAAUUGUGCCAAAUCAAGUGUUAACCCUUUAACUCCCUAAAGUGAUUAACAUGUAACUUCUCCCUAUAAUAUCUGAACAUUAUCCAGCAAACAGGUCAUGAGAAUAUUCAAACUUAUCAGGUUAAGUUGUUAUCUCAAUCUAACACCAAAUUCUCAUAACUUAUUUAUAAGAAAAUGUGUGGUGGAUAGAGGGGAGAAUUGACUAUCAGAUUGUAGGAGUGAGAGGGUUAAGUAUAUGUCUUACAUCCAGGUAUUUAUCUCUCCAGCUAAAGAUGUUUAUCGACCUCCUGGUCUCAGAGGAUUGGCACCUUCAGUAAAAGUGGUGAGACAAUUUGUUCUAGUCUGAAUAUCUUUGAAGAGAUCUCCAUGUUGUGAUUAUUCUAUCAUUAACCCUUUUAAACCCCGAGAGUGAUUAGCACCUAAUUUCUCCCUAUGGUAAUACAGCUGAAUCAUUCAUUAAGAUCAUGAGAAUAAAGGAAAUGAUCACCAACCAAAGAAGCUUUGAUUGCUAAACAAAUUCUCCUUGUCAGUACUAAAGGAAAUGUAUAAAGAAGAGUAUGAGAAUAUGGAUACUGAUGUUGAGGUGUAAAGGGUUGAUAAUAGUGUGGGAGACAUGGUGAUGUCAUGGUUAAUAUGGAGGACUCUGGAUCAAAAGCUUUAGCCCCUAAGAAUGACUAACAUCUAAUUUCUCCUUACAAUAUCACCACUGAAUCACACACAAAAGUUCUGAGAAUAAUCAAAAUUAUCAACAACUACAGAAGCUCUGGAUCAUUAAGCUAAUUCUCCUUGUCUGCACCUUAAAAAAUGUAUAGAGAACAGUAUGGAGAAUAUACACACUGAUGUUUGGAAUAUAAGGGUCAAACUCUCUCAGUGCCUCUCUUCACACCAAGGAGUGUAGAUGGGUACUGGUAGGGUGGGGUGGGGGAAAGUAACCUGCAAUGGACCAUGGGAAUGGCAACAAUACUCUUAAUAUCUUCACAUUAUGGAAAGUGGGAUAUGUUCUAGCCUAUGGAGUGGGCUGUUAAGCUUGAGAGCAGGCCAUUUAUUUUGAAUUCUUAAUUUCAUUUUAGCAUGAGAAUGAACCUGCAGAAAAUAUGAAGCCAAAGGAAGGCCAGGAAAUCUCAAAAUCAGCAGCUAAAAAUAAGAAAAAAAGAGAGGCCAAAGCAAGAGCAAAGCAAGAACAGGAAGUUGCUACUCAGGAGGUAGUCUGUCCAACUUCAACAUUUCACAACUGUUAUAAACCCUGACCAGAUGAGCCCUGAAAAUCCCCUUAAUCCUGAUCAGUUAUUAAUUCAAACCCCAAUUGAGGUGAUCAUUUUUCCAUUACUCUGUCACAUCAUGGAUAAAAAUGAAUUACACUGCUGAAAUGAAGUACAACCAAUGGACGAGACAUCUUUGUGAAUCUCCAUCUGUACAUUUAUCGCAUAGAGUUGUUCAGUCAGGCAAUUAGCAAAUCUCUUAACCCUUCUCCUUGUCUAUCUAAGUGUACAUUUGCUAAUUUACAUGUCAUCUUUUUGGUUGGCUAAGAAGUAAGCCUCUCUGUUUGUCUGUCUGUCUGCUUCUCUACUUGUCUGUCCAUCUGCCUGUCUGUUUAUCUGUCUGCAUCUGUCAGCGUCUCUUUCUGUCAAUCUGUUUGUUGGUCUGUCUGCCUCUCUAUCUGUUUGUCUAUCUGCCUGUCUUUCUAUCUGCUUGUUUGUUUGUCUAACAGCCUCUUUUCAGCCUUUCUGUCUGUCUGUCAGUCUGUCUGCUUCUCUCUCUGUCUGUCUUUCUGUCUAUCUGCUUGUCUGCCUAUCUGUUUGUCUGUCUGCUUCUCUGUCUGUCCACCUCCCUGUCUUUCUCUCCAUCUUCCUGUCCUUCCUUUGAUCCAUCUGUCCAUAUGCCUGCCAGUUUUUUAGUUUAAAGGGGUAAGUUUCUAAAGAAACUGUGGUGCUGCGUUGGUGGGAGAGUAUAGCAGGUAAUUUAGUGUUAACAACUGGGUUGAAAACAUAAAUUAGCUGCCGUAAAGGGUAAAAAAGCUGACGUUUCAAGCAUUAGCCCUUCGUCAGAGUUUGUUUUUAGUUUGGUUUAGUUUUUUUUAGUUUGGGUAGCAAGGCAUACAAUCAUCAUUGGGGCACAACAUAUACAACUGUUCAACAACAUCAAGCUUGGAUAUUAAUGUUUCAGGCAGUGAGGUCAAAACUUCCUCCAUCAUCACCAGCAUCACCACCAGUAGCUGAUACAACUCUUCCACCAGAGAAAGAAAAGAAGCUAAGAAAUUUGAAAAAGGUAAAAUAUCACUUUAUCCCACAGCCAACACAACAAAACACAAAAUCACUAAAAUGUGUUCUGUGUUGUCAAUUAAUCAAAAAGAAUACCUUCAACAAAAAAUUUGAACAAACACAUCACCAAAAAUGGGAAUCAAUCAAUCAAUCCUUGGAGAUUUCCAUAUGAGACACAAUAAUUUCAUAAUGGUCAUCAAUAUUGUCUACCUGUCUAAAUUUACCAACAAGUAGGUUACUCAUCUUAUUAGGAGGUCCAGGCUAUGACAGAAAGCAGUGAAGAAUACUCUCAUAUAUCAGAAUCGAUUGAAUUGGUAUUAUUUUCUGUGGUUUCCAUAAUACGAUUAUUUACAAUGAAAAAAAAAAAGAAGUAAAAAAUUGCUGCCACUUCUGAAUAGGGUCUUUGACCAAUUUUUGGGAAUACAACCCUCGUAAUGAUUGCUGAAUCUUUUUUAACUUCAUUUUCUGCUCAGAAAUUGCGUCAGAUUGAAGACCUAAAGGAGCAACAGAGAUCUGGAAAAACACUGGAAAAAAAUCAGGUCUGCUAUGGAUUAUGGGAUAGAUUAUUGAAUAAAAUAUUAUCAAAGUAAUCAGAGUAACUUGAGGCACUUGAAUGAUGGUUUUGAUGAAAGUAAUUCAGGUUUUAGCCCUUAUGGAUCUUCAUCCUCCCCAUGGAUAACUCUACAUUGGCUGAAAACGUCACUGCAUUAUUGUAGUUAUUUUAUAAUUUUUCUUAAUAACAACUGACUGCAGUUUCCUUUGACUUCUUACAGCUUGAUAAGAUGGCAGCAGAGGCAUCACUCAUAAAGGAAAUCCAAGAAUUAGAGCUUGGAAGCUGACACAAUUUUUUCCAAUUCUUAAUACAGUUAUCCCUUUCAUUUUCCAACAUGAUCAAAAGGAAUUUCGCCUUUUGAUAUCAAUAUAUUUUGAAACAGUAUGGUGAUGAGAAGAGAGAAAAAAAUACACCAAUUGCAAGUGUCAUGUUUGAUUACAUAGAAAGUUCUUAGAGUAAGAAGUGAAAGAAAAUGUACAGCAGGCAAUAAAGAGAAGUGAUGUCUUGAUCUUAGAAUUGAAAGGGUUAAGGAGCCUCUUAGAAUAAAACCAAGAAUUUGACGAUUUAUAUUAAGUACA